UCUUUGUGUGUUGUGUGCAAUUCGCCGCACUUGACUCUGGCUCAGUAGGUCGCAGUGUGUGACUUCGUGAUACUGCCUCCCGCACCACCAAACCUUAUCAAACAACAAAAAAAAAAAACAUCGUCGAUCAUCAGCAAGGACCGAUCUGAGGACAAGGACGCUGUCCACGUCUUACAAUAGCAGCUCAGCGGACAGGUAUGGGGGCUGUUCCCAGCAGGUGUGAUGGUGUCACUGGGGGAAUGGGGUCUCAGUGCAGUGGGAGCAACCAGGACAGGGACAACCAGCCUAUACUUAAGAAGGAUGACAGCAGGAGACACAGCUCUGGAGAGACGGUGCACUGUCCCACAUGCCAGGGUACUGGACGUAUACCUAGAGGUCAGGAGAGCAAGCUGGUGGCUGUCAUCCCCUGUAAUGACCAGAGGCUGAGACCCAGACACACGAAGCUGUACGUUGCUGUGUCUGUUGGUGUGUGCCUCCUGGUCAGCGCCUUGGUUUUGUUCUUCCUGUUUCCUCGCUCUGUCCUCCUGUCUCCAGUAGCUGUCAAGUCAUCCUUUGUUUACUUCACUGAAGACGACGUCCAAAUUAACAUCACGAAUGUCCUAAACAUCACCAACAACAACUUUGCCGUGGUGCAGGCCUACAAUCUGACAGUGCAGGCCCUGAACUUCGACAUGGUGGUGGGAACAGUUUCUAUUAAGAACGUCACCUCUGUCCAACCUCUGUCUGUGAUAAUGUAUUCCUUUUUGAUCCCCAUCAAACUGACAGACCCUGAUCUGAGUAACUACUGCAGGAAAGCUUCUCUGCCUGUCCACAUUCUGUAUCUGCAUCUACAGAUGUCUAUGACAGUGUACUACCUGGCCCACUAUGAGCAGCUCUCCCUGGAGACAUAUGAGUACAUCGACUGUGGAGCAAACAGCACCAUACCACACAGUAUGCAGCCCCCACCCACCUGAUGGAUGGACUGCGGAUGGAAGGACACACAGACGAACUGAUGAACAGAAACUGUGGACAUGUGGACUUUUUGUGAGGUGCAAUUUUUUUUUCUCCCAUGAACUGUGUCAUUGAAAUGUUGGAUAUUUAUAAUGUGAUGUCGGGAUGCCUUAACACUCAUUCUAGAUGGAUGGAUGAUGAGAAGCCCAGCUGAGAAGGCAAGAUGAAUCUGAGUGACUAAAUAAAGAAUGGACUUUUUAUACCUCAUCUUAGUAUGAAGGAAAGAAGGAUGGGAACAAGUGCACUAAUUUCACUGUCUUCACUGAUGGUUUAACCGUUCUACAGAUCGAAUUGUACCAUGGAGGAAACCCAGAAAAAGACACUGAGUGGAUGUUGAUAAGAGGCCAACGGCAGCACUAAAGCAGUGAGCAUACUGUUACAGUAUGAAAACUGGAGCAGAAAUGCCACCUGAGGACUUGAAUAUAUUUUGAUCUCAGUUCAGAGCUGUUGUUAUUGAAAGUAAUCACACAUGUGAAAAUGGUGUGAUAGUUUGUGUUGCUUCAAAUAUGAUCUCUGUCUGAAAAUCACUAUUCAGUAACUUUCAGUGCAUCUAAUAUUACUCAACUACUGUUUGUUUUUGUAAUUUGUUAUGCCUCUGCACUGGUGACAGCUGUGGCCGAGGGCAUUAUGUUCUCGAGACAUCUGGCCAUACAUCCAUACUUAUGUCCGUCCUCUUCUCAUGAAUGUGAUAUUUCAAAACAUCAUCAGGGAGUUUCUUCAAAUUUGGCACAAAUGUCCACUUGGAUUCAACAAUGAACUGAUUAGAUUUGUAGGGUCAAAGGUCACUCUGACCUUGAGUUGGUCCCAUUCUCAUGAAUGAGAUAUCUCAAGUACGCCUUGAGGGAAUUUCCUGAAAGUUGUCACAAACAUCCACUUAGAUUUAAGGAUCAACUGAUUAGAUUUUGGGGGUCAAAAGGUCAAGGUUACUGUGACCUCACAAAAGAGGUUUUUGUCCAUAACUCCAGAAUUCAUAUACUAGUAAUGACAAAAUUUCACACAAAUGUCUGAGGAGAAAGGAUAAAGUGAUGACAUUUUAUAUUUAAAAGGUUAAAGGUCAAUUUCACUGUGACAUCAUGAUAUUCUGUAAAAACACUUUUCUGGCCAUUAUUCAUUGCCAUAUAUCAGGAACAGAAGGGGAGACGUGGUCAGAUACAGGGGGGUGUUAAACAUCCGUGUUUUAGAAUUUGUAGCUUCUUUGCAACAACAUCUGUAUUAUACUUUACAUAUAAGCAUUGUAAACUGUCAUGGGCUUGGACAGACAUGGAUGUAAACUGUAACUAGUUUUGUCAGGCUGGUGCAGCCGUGUUGAAAAUACAAACAAAUGAACUCAUGGGAUAAGUUGUUUUAUUCUGCCUUCACCUAGAAGCAGUAGGUAGCAUUAUUUUUAUUAUUUAUUUGACAUCUUAAAAGGUCAAACAUGCAUUACACCAAACACACAUUAAAUUAAAAUGCCUUGAAUAACACAAUAAAGUUAAAUGA
Epinephelus fuscoguttatus (brown-marbled grouper) is the source of this 2469-nucleotide messenger RNA. Its product is annotated as transmembrane protein 106A-like. NCBI's taxonomy places the organism in Eukaryota, Metazoa, Chordata, Actinopteri, Perciformes, Serranidae. The record is from RefSeq and is a predicted model, not a curated record. The transcript has 8 exons. The coding region runs from base 198 to 953 and encodes 251 amino acids.